UAUUCGAUAAGUAACGUUGUCAAUAUUUUUUGAAAACGGAAGAAAAUUCAAAAAUUAAAUUUAGUUAAAUAUAAAAAGGAAAAUAUAAUAAAAAUUGAUUAAGAAAAUAAAAAUUUUAGAAAAUAUAUAGAGAAAAAUAUUUGAAUAUAACUUAAAGCAGAAUUAUUAAAAAUUAAUAAUUUCAUUAAAAGAAUUAAAUAAAAGUGUUUGAUUGUGUGCGUUUUUUCUUUUUUUUUUAAUUGUGUCUAUUGUGCAAAAAGUUUCAAGUGUUAGAACCUCAUUUUCCAUUCAUACAACAGCAGCAAAUCAUCAUCUUCAAUAUCAACAAUCACAAAGUAAAAUUAAAACCACAAUGGGAAUAUUUUCUCAUUCCACUUGAAGGAUAAACAGAACAGAAUAUUUAUAUUUUAAAGGCACCUUAAACACGGAACAAAGCAUAAGCUUUACAACAGUCAUAAUUAUUUAUAUAUUUUUUUGAACAAUUAUAAAGUAAAAACUAAAACAAUACAGAGACAUGGUGGAAAUUAUGACAACAGACACGUUAAAUGUGAAAAUUGUGAUAAGAAAACCAGGAAAUUAGAGGAAAAAGUAAAACAGCAGGAAAACAACUUAAGUAAAUUGAUGUUGUUGGAAGGUGUGUGCAUGUAUUUGACUCGAUAUAAAAGUAUAAAUUAAAGUGGGAGUGUAAAUGAACAGGUGUAAUUUUAAUGGAAAUUGUUUAAAUGCCUGUAAAAGCAAUUAAAGGAAAAAAUGUCUUGUUGCUGUUACCGCUGGAGAAGCUCGUUUAAAUUAAAUUUAAUUUAAUAUUUAAAACAAACUGAUAAAAUAAUAUCAAGGAAAUAAAAGGAAAGAGGGAGCGUAGCGUAUGAAAAUAUUAUAUGACUCUUAAACUUAAAACUUUUUUGCCACAAGAUAAAAAAAUACACAUUAAUUUUCUUUAGUUAUGCUUAAAGAAUGUUUUACUCCAAGGAUUAUUAAGGACAUUUACUGAACAUAAAAAAAGCUUAAAUAAAGAGUGUGUUAAAACGAAAUAACAGCAAAUUUUCCAGAAAAUUUAUCUUUAAUCAUUUUUCAGCAACAACAAAAAAACACACACAAAAUGAUAGCAACAGUAGAAUAAAUUUAUAAAAACCAAAGAAAAAAACAACAAGCUGUUGUAAAUGACAUUGAAAAAUCUACUAGCAAGUAAAAGGAGUAGAUGUUUUAAGUAAAAAAUAUAUAAAGAAUAAAUGUUGUACAUUUAUUUUAAAACAAAAUAAAAUAUUUUACAAAAAAAAAACUUUGUCAACAUCCCAACACAAUAAAACAAACCAAACGACAGAGAAGGAAAAAAACCAACAGCUGAAAAACGUCAUUUAUAUAUUUGCAAUAUCAUAAUCUGCUGCAUCAACUGUCUCUGCAGCUCAACAUAACUAACGCACAUUUGCAAAAAAAAAUAAAAUAAAAAUAUACACAAUUUUUUAAAUUAAUUGUUAAAACCAUAACGUCACUACUGAAAGCUUAUAACAGACAGUGAUUUAUUUGUUAAAUAGUUAUCAACAGCAAAACUAAAGUUAAGGGAAUAAAAACAAUAAAAUUUUAAACAAACUUUAUUCCACAUCAAACAAAGUUGUCAGUUUGACGUCAACAAAAAAAACACGAAUUUACCAGCACAUUAAUUUCUUCGAGUGUAAUUUCUUAAAGUUUCAUAAUGCGCGGCCGUCAUUUACGUCGACGUUUCAGUUUACAACCAUCUUUUAUGAAGGAUGACAAUGCUGAGGAUAAACCCACCAAACGUGACAAAGUUGGCCGCAAUAAUGCUGUUGAUGAUGCAAUUGGUCCCACAAAUGCACGUCACAAAAUUGUUGUCAUGGGUGCUGCUAAAGUUGGUAAAACCUCAAUAAUUACACAAUUUCUAUACAAUACGUUUACAACAAAAUACAAAAGAACCAUUGAGGAGAUGCAUCAGGGUAACUUUUCAAUAGCGGGUGUUAAUCUAACCUUGGAUAUAUUGGAUACAGCUGGUUCAUAUGAGUUUCCCGCAAUGCGUGCAUUGUCCAUAUCAUCGGCAGAUGCUUUCAUUUUGGUUUAUGAUGUCACAGAUGCAACCACCUUUGAAGAGGUUCGCAUGAUACGUGAUCAAAUUCAUGAGACUAAAGGCACCUCAGCUGUGCCAAUUGUGGUUGUGGGUAAUAAAAUAGAUUUAGUGGCCAACGAUAGUGACCUGAGAGAGGUUGAAUAUGCCACCACUGAAUCUGUUGUUACAGUAGACUGGGAAAAUGGUUUCGCUGAGGCAUCAGCUGCCCGCAAUGAAAAUAUAACACAGGUGUUUAAAGAACUAUUAUCCCAGGCUAAAAUCACUUAUAAUUUAAGUCCAGCAUUGCGUCGCCGUCGUCAAUCGUUACCACAACAAGUGGGCAAUAAUGGUCCAGGCACACCAACACAUCAUCAUCAGCAGCAUCAUCAUCAUCAUCAACAACCGCACUCAUCUGCCUCGUCAUCAUCAUCGUCCGCGUAUGCUGGCUCAAUGGCACAUGCACCAACAGCAGCACAAUUGCAACAUUUACAGAGGAUACAAGAACGUAGUUUGGGUAGUAAACGUAAUUCCUGUACAAUUUCCUAAAAAUGUCAAAACAGACAACAACAACAAUAACCACAGACACACACACACACACACACACACACAAAAACACUAAACUAUAUAAACGAAAAACAAUGUGAAACCUAAAUAAAUAUAGAUACAAGGAAAUAUAUAUAUCAGAGUAUAUAUUCCACAGAUACAUAUAAACCUAGAUAAAAAGAAAAUCCAUAUAUUAGGGAAGCACCGAAAGAUUUUUUUAACAAAAUCUGAUAUUAAGUUAUGUACUUAAAAGGGGAUUCUCUGGCAGUUAAUUAUUAUAUUCCUUUGAUUAUAAGUUGUUUCGAAUCUGUUUCGAAUUUUAUAUGGUGAAUAUUCCAAAAAUGUGUACGCAUGUAUGUAUGUAUCUGUGAAAUAUUAAAUUUAUUUCAAUUUUAUUUUUAUUAAUAAACUUAAAAUAAAUUACGAAAGAGAAAAUAACCAAAAACUAUGGGAAUACUGUGGAGCUGAUUCUCAAGAAAACGGUAAUAAAUUAGCUCUUAACCUAUAGUUUUUUUUAAAGACUAUUUGGUUUUGUAGUUUUGACGAAACUGAAGCUCAUGGAGUAGUUACCCAGCAAAAACAUGGUAAUGACUUGUAAUUACAACUACAUACCGCCUGUAUUACUUAGAAGGAGUCUGGUAAUGGCUUUCAAAUAACUAUAGACGUAAGUACUUACAUUUUAGUAUUGACUCCUUAUUUGAAGGCGAUCGUAGUGAGUACUUAUCUAACUCCCUACAUGUAAGCGAAAGUGGUAAGUACUUGCCUUCAAUGACUGUAGUGGAAAAAGCUGAGCAAGUACAGAGGAGGUUGAAGACGUCAAAGCCAAAGUUUUCACAAAUUAGGCGUCAUCGACUUCGCAAAAAAUACACAUUUCACUAUUAAUUUCUAAAUCGUCAUUCUGAAAGUUUUCUUUCAAAUCUACAAUAAGUAGACUUUCUGUAAGGGGCGUAGUUAUGGGGGUGGGGCCAAUUAUUGACAAAUUCUCGUGAAAUUUAGUCAAGAUAUUUUGGUUCUAAUACAACUCUUAUAUAUCGAAUUCUACAGCUAUACUCGUAUGAGAGGUUAUGAGAGUUUAAUUAAUUUUCUGAAAGUGAUGUUAAAUGGAAGUAACAUCAAAUGUGGACCAAAGUCCACCAUACUUUACAAUAUAAUUUAUGGAUGCAUAAAACUAUGUUGUGCAAUUUUUAUCAAGAUUUAUGCAUAAUGAACCCAUUUAUAACGGUUCCGGGUGGCCUCUUAUAUGGGUGCUACAAGAAGUCGUUUACCGAUAUUUCUGAUUAUCAAUAUCAAAGAUUUCUGAUCAAUAUAGACGAUUUAGGAAAAAUUUCAUCAUCUUGUUUCCUUUCCCCUAGUCUCUAUCGGGCUUUCGUUCAACAAACGGAAGGAGCCGGUUAUGAGAGUUAAAUUAAUUUUCUGAAAGAGGUGUUAAAUGGAGGUUACAUCAAUUGUGGACCAAAGUCCACCAUACUUUACAGUAUAAUUUAUAGCGGUUCCGUGUGGCCUCUUAUAUGGGAGCUACAAGAAGUCGUUUACCGAUAUUUCUGAUUAUCAAUAUCAUAGAAUUCUGAUUAGUACAGAUGAUUUUGGAAACAUUUCGUCAUCUUGUGCCCUAUCCUCUAGUCCCUAUCGGGCUUUAGUUCAACAGACGGAAGGACAGACAUAUCCAGGUCUUCUUAAAUUUACAAUGAUUCAAAAUAUAUGCUUUCUGGAGACUAAGAGUGGAACGGAAUGCCAAAAUCAAUAUUUUUAUUUUUAAAUGGAUAUAAAAAGUUCUUCAUAUGGAGAUACUUUUCGCUAUAAAAAAGUACAUUAGUACUACAUUUUUUGUCUACGCUGACAUGAUCCACAGAGUAAAAGCUUAAGUUCUGCUUUAUAAUUUGUAGAAUCUAUAAUUUAAAAGUUUUACAUAAAUUUAUUACCAUAUUUUCCAGAAUCAGCUCUACUUUAAGACCGUCUAUUUUAAUCGACAACCAUUAACUUAGUACCUUUUAUUAGUAAAUUUCCAUGAAUAUAACAAAUUACUUUAAUAAACUAAAAGACAAAACUAUUACACUCUAUAACUCCAUAAUAACUAAACAAAGACGUAAAGAGAUAUGCCAAAAGAAAACAAUUUUAAUUUUAAUAAAUAAAAAUCUUCAAAAAUAAAAAUAAAAAUAAUUAUUUUUAAAGACCAUAAUUAAACAAAACUCCAUAAAUAUUUAAACAGCCAUUAAAAUACCUUUUAAAAAUACCAAAAUAUAAGCUAUAAACCAAAAAAAACAAACCAUUAAUUACUAAAUACAAAGAAGUCUUUGUUCCAUAAACAUUAAAAAAAAAAUACUUGAUACGGGUUUCAAUGUUUAAAAUAUAUACAAAAAGAAAAACAAUUAUGAAAAUAAAAAUAUUAAUAUUAAUAUAAAUAAACAGCAAUU
This is a messenger RNA of Lucilia sericata (common green bottle fly), 5010 nucleotides long. RefSeq names its product ras-related protein Rap-2b. The transcript has 6 exons. NCBI's taxonomy places the organism in Eukaryota, Metazoa, Arthropoda, Insecta, Diptera, Calliphoridae. The record is from RefSeq and is a predicted model, not a curated record. Gene Ontology annotation, molecular function: GTP binding; GTPase activity. The coding region runs from base 1691 to 2602 and encodes 303 amino acids.